AUGACCGGUGUUCAAGAAACUUCGUGUAAGCUUUGCCUCGAAACUGUAACCGUUAAAGGUUUUGAGGUAAUAGACAACGUUACUAGAGAUACUUUAGAUGUUCUUUUGCUGAAAUUGAAAUUUGAUAGCGACGACAAAGAGGUUAUAUGUAACGUUUGCAGAAGAAAGUUAAACGCAGCAUUCGAAUUUAAGGCAACUUGUCUGAAGACCGAUUACGCAAUUAUUCCGUAUGUGGAUUGUGAAAAAAUGUUACAGCUCGAUAUAAGAGAUGUGUAUACGAAGCAAAAGACAAGCGAGUCUAUGGAUAUUUCAGACGGUCAGAAAAUAUGUCGAUUGUGUAUGCAUCCAGUAGAAAGUGAGUUUAGGUGUAUACGUGAAGAGGAGUUUGAAGCUAUCGAGAAAUUGGCUCCUGAAAUGUUUCCUAAAAAAUUGCUGGGAAGUACAGGAAAAAAUUAG
Molecule: messenger RNA, 456 nt
Organism: Anoplophora glabripennis (Asian longhorned beetle)
Lineage: Eukaryota; Metazoa; Arthropoda; Insecta; Coleoptera; Cerambycidae
Exons: 3
Coding region: 1-456 (151 amino acids)
Cellular component (GO): nucleus
Molecular function (GO): zinc ion binding
Source: RefSeq, a predicted model, not a curated record